GGAGGUUGGGCGCGUUGAAAUUUAACAAAGAUGAGUGCGCUAGCCUUCCUUAGCGUUGCUCGAGUGUGGGUCCAGGCGCGUGCGUCAUUGAUUGCGAAUACCAUCUCUCGCAGGCGCAUGUUGAGAGCGGUCCUCACUAACAGACAAUACCAUGCCACCCAAGCGUCGCGCCGCCCCGGCAAAAGCGCGCCCGGCACCAAAACGCGCCUCGAAGCUUGCCAAAGAGAAUGGACUGAGCGCAGAUCAGGAAGCUGAGAUUCGCGAAGCUUUUGGACUGUUCGCUGUACAUCAUCCAGAUCACGAGGACUCAAAGGAAGGUGUCUUGCGCAAAGAUGACGUGCGCCGGUGCUUGAUCUCCCUGAACCUGGCGCCAGAAAAGUCCGAAGUCCCUUCGAUUCUCGCGACCAUAGACCCACUCAACACUGGCUUUGUCGAGUUCGUGCCAUUCCUUUCAUAUGCUGCCAUUGCCAUGCACUCGAAGGAGGCCGGGUCAGACGAUGACAUGGAGGAUGACGAUGACAACUACCGGGGCGAGAGCAACGCAGAGGAAGUCAGUGCAGGGUACCAGCUCUUUACCCACGGUGGCCCCGGCCCGAUUACGUUAGGACAUCUGAGGAGGAUAGCGAAAGAACUAAGAGAAGAUGUGCCGGAUGAAGUCUUGAGGGAUAUGAUCCUUGAAGCGAAUGGUGGCGUGCGAGGUAAGGGCAAAGAUGUUGGAGGGGUAUCGUUGGAGGAGUUCGAGAGCGUGAUGAAGCGGGCUGGACUGUCGUUUGGAUGAUCGAAGGCUCUUCGACAGCUACAACAUCUCAAUCCUACUUGGACUCCCAGCAUCCGCCCUGCGACGCGCAUCUGAGCAUUCGGCCGGAGCCUUUCAUGUCUAGACACAUCGGAGACUCGAUCUGAUGGUUCAGACUCAUGUUCGUUGCAGCACGCAACUACCCG
This is a messenger RNA of Macroventuria anomochaeta, 942 nucleotides long. RefSeq names its product EF-hand superfamily Ca2+-modulated protein. Lineage: Eukaryota; Fungi; Ascomycota; Dothideomycetes; Pleosporales; Didymellaceae. The coding region runs from base 152 to 778 and encodes 208 amino acids. The record is from RefSeq and is a predicted model, not a curated record. The transcript has 3 exons.